GAGAAUCGCAGCGUGACCUCUACUGCAGUUGAAAACACUCCGGAUCCGAGGGUGAAUCAAUUGGUCGCAGGGAUGCGAGUCGUUUUUGUUUGACACCUUACUCUCAAAUUACAGCAUCCCCAAACAGGCAUAUGUCCUCGGAGCCGCUUGAUUUCCGACUCGUGGAGAAUAGUGUGACAGUCGGCGCUGAGCCUGUUCCUGCACAGCAACAUCGACAUGGGUGUGAUCAGUGUGCAACUGGUGGUUACCAUGGUAAUGGCUUGCGUGAUUCAGAAAAUUAUACCUCACUACUCCUUCGCAAGAUGGCUGCUUUGCAGUGGCAGUCUGCGUUGGUACCAGCAUCCAACAGAAGAGGAGUUGAGGAGCCUCGCUGGAAAGCACCAGAAAGGAGGGAAGAACAAAAAGGACAGGAAAUACAAUGGGCACAUAGAGAACAAGCCACUGACGGUUCCCAAAGACAUCGACCUCCAGCUGGAAACGAAAUGUAUUGCCGAAGUGGACACACUAGCUUUGCACUACUUCCCGGAGUUUCAGUGGCUGGUGGACUUCACAGUGGCAGCAACAGCAGUGUACCUCAUCACUGAGCUGUACUUCUGUGUGGCUGAGAGUAAUGGAGAGAUGAACAUCAGUGUGGUGUGGAGUUUGUUAGUGCUGGCCUUUGUCAUUAAGAUCCUCUUCUCCCUCACGGCUCACUACUUUAAGCUGGAGGAAGGUGGCGAGCGAUCCCUCUGCAUCACCUUUGGGUUCUUCUUCUUUGUCAAAGCAAUGGCCAUCCUCAUUGUCACUGAGAACUACCUUGAGUUUGGACUUGAGACGGGUUUUGCUAAUUUUUCUGAAAGUGCUGUUCAGUUUCUGACGACCCAAGGCCUGCAGUCCCAGGGCCCCAUAUCCAAACUAACCUUUAAGCUGGCUCUGGCUCUACUCUGCUCUCUGAUUGGAGCAUUCCUCACCUUCCCUGGGCUGCGAUUGGCCCAGAUGCAUCUUGAUGCCCUCACCCUAAACAACAGCAAAGUCACACAGACGUUGCUGCAUAUCAACUUCUUGGCCCCACUUAUAAUGGUGCUGUUGUGGGUGAAGCCCAUUACCAAGGAUUAUAUAAUGAAUCCCAGGCUGGGGAAAGAUAGUGUGCCUUUGAUGUCAGAGAAGACGUACGACACGCUGCGCCUGUGGGCCAUUCUGCUGCUGUGCGCGCUGAGGCUGGCCAUGAUGCGCCACCACCUACAGGCCUACCUCAACCUGGCCCAGAAGGGUGUCGAGCAGAUGAAGAAGGAAGCAGGGCGUAUCAGCACAGUCGAGCUGCAGAAAAUGGUCGCUCGUGUCUUUUACUACCUGUGUGUGAUAGCCCUUCAGUAUGUUGCACCGCUGGUAAUGCUGCUGCACACAACUUUGCUGCUAAAGACAUUAGGUGGACAUUCCUGGGGCAUUUAUACUGAAGAGAAUGAGGACUGUCAUCUGGGGACAGCAGGACAUGCAGAAGCUCAGGCACCACAAACAGUGGCACAGCUCUCUGUGGCUUUGGGAGGACUGAGGACUGUUUUCACGCCUUUGCUUUUUCGAGGCCUCCUCUCCUUCCUCACCUGGUGGAUUGCUGCCUGUUUAUUCUCCACGUCUCUCUUCGGCCUCUUUUACCACCAGUACCUGAUGGCUGCAUAGCGACAGGCUACCUGUGGGCCAGUGCUAGCAGAGAAGACUGUACAGCCAAAGGCCCAGAAACUCCCUCCCUUUCUUUUCACAACCAUAUCUCUCUGACGGGCUUCCUUUAUGGACUUUGAUGUCCUUUUUUUUUUUUUUUUUUUUUUUUAAAGAAAAGUAUUUUCAGCAUCACAUUCGGUCAACCAUAGCGAACAAUAACAAUAAUAGUAAUAAUAAUGAUUAAUGAUUUGAUUUUCGUGAUGUUGGGAAGAGUGAAUGAAGGAUUGUCUCCUGUACAGGGGGUGUGUAUGUUGAUUUUAACAAUGCAGGACACCCAUGAAUCUCCAGAUGGAUGCAUUUUUAUGGGCCUUUUUUUGUUGUUCGUUUUAAACACACUGAGAAUUUUGGAGUUGUGCAUUGCUUUUUGAGAUGCUGUAUUUUUAGAGUUCUAAAUGGAUGAUAGAUGAUAUGCAAAAAAAAAAAAAAAAAAAAGCGGGGGUUUAAAAUGUGAUUUUAAGUCAUUUUUCACUUUCGCCUCUGAAACUUGGCUCUGCUGUAGGGAAGGUGGACACCCCCAGAGUUAUACAACUCUAAUAACUAACAAGUGUUGUAUUAAUGGCAAAGAAAAGCACUGGGGCUGUGGAUAGCACCUGGGAAGGAGGGGGGGUGUAUUAAUUAAAUGUGAGAGUUGUUUUUAUCUUUAUUGCCAGGCAGGUGCUUAAUAGGCCUUCUUGUUUGAGUUUGUGUAACUGUACAAAGACUGAGCUAAUUUAAUAGUAUGUGUGAGUGUGUGCAUGUGCGUGUGUGAGAACAGACAAGUGUUCGAAUAAAGACAUCAAUGCCUGCAGGCUGCAGCUGACCCCUGCCGCUUGCAGGCAUAAAUCUAAAAAGGGCAUUUUGAACAAGAAAGGAACGAUCUUUGGACACGAUCUAAAGCACUGGCCUCCGCUUUGCUCCUGCCUCUCCUUUUAGUUUAACUGGUCAAACGUUUUGCUUUGAAUCUAGGGUCCAGUGUGAUCAAACAGAGCCUGCAAGUGCAGCGCACAUGCUACCAUGUCAUGCCUAUUGAUUUGCUGUCACGGCUCUAGUGUUUGGAUUGAUUUCCGUUUAGCUUUAUAUUAAGGUGCCAAGGAUGCGUGUAAGCUCUAAUCUGUUGCGAGUGUAACUGCUUGUGUCCAUUCUCAGACAUAGAGCCAUGUGGACUGCUGUGAAAUGUAAGUAUUCACACUCAAACGUUCUCCACAGUGUACAAGCAAUGGGGGAAGAAAUGUCCCGGCUUGUUAACACGAAGAGCGUUUGGUGUGUUUUUGUGUAGCGGUAUAGCAGUGCAUGAGUCUGAAUUCUGCAGAUUUUUAUGAAUUUUGGUCAGUAAAAACAUGGGGAUUGCACUAAAGCUCAGACAGAUACCGGAUACACAUAUCAGUUUGAUUUGUAAUUGUGUCUUUUUUAUUAUUAUUAUUAUUAUUAUUAUUAUUACCAUUUUAACUCUUUUAUGAGUUGUAGAAGUCAGUCUUAUCCUCUCUCUCUCUCUCUCUCUCUCUCUCUCUCUCUCUCUCUCUCUCUCUCUCUCUCCCUCUCUCUCCAUUUUGCAUUUGGGAGAGUGUGCACAAUAUGAAUGUAUCAGUCUUGCAGUUUUGAUGUACGAUUUUUCACUUUUCAUUCGUUCAUUAUUUUUCCUGGUCCGACUACAAAUUUUCAACUUGGCCAAACCGGUGACAGUUUUGGUCAGUAUUGCUGACAAAUCAGUUAUUUAUUUAACAUGCAGUGGUUUAACAUUCAGAAGGCUGUCUGUUCCCUUGGAUAACACGCCUUUGAUUCAGUAUUAAAUCGAGGAAUGGGACAGUAACGAUGUUCCAAUAAUUAUGAACUUUGGCUGAAAUGUACUUUGCACAAUCAUCAACCAAUCAGUCGGUCAUAUAUCCAGUGUCAUUGGAACAUUUAUGAGCAUUUAAAAGCUCUUUAUCACUUGCAAGCAAGAAACUACUGACUUUGCCAAGUUAUGAAGUUAUCAGAUUCUUACCUUUUUGUCAUUUUCUAGCACUUCUAAUUUCAAACAUGUAGUUUAAGAGUGGCCAAGGAAGCAGAAGGAUGCUAUUUAUCAUUUACUAAAAACCUCUUUUUCAUCAUAGCUAUGUGUCUUUAAACAUGUCAAACCUAAUGACAAAUAACAUAUAAUCUUGGGUUCUUAAUUGGACUGUUUGGAUUUCGCAAGACAAAUUUGACAAAUCAUUUGUAAAAUUCCUAUUCUUUUUCUUUCUUUUCUUUUUUUUUCUUUCUUUUCUCCAUUGAGUUCUAGUGGAGAUGAAGCUGGGACACUUCUUAAAAUCCACAAACCAGAAUGGCCUUUUUUUGUCUUAACUGUGUUUUAUGUAUGGCUGUUCUACUGUUUUAUUUAUUAUUUUUUGUUAGUUUGUGUUUAAUAAAUGAAUGUUUAAGGGGAAAUUCUGCCAUUUUUGUUUUCUUAUUAUUAUUUUGUAGUUAUCGUAGUGUAUUUAAUUGAUUUGAUUGUAAAUUUUUGGACAUUUUCUGAAUUUGGUUUUAUGUGUUAACAGCUCAUUUUGCCAUUUUUUGCACACACACAUGCAUAUUAGCAUACAGCAGGUUUUCCUAUUCAUUAGUUAAAUAUUUAAUAGUUACAUACAUAUGUAUGUACAUAUGUAUCUAUAAACCCUAGCUAGAAAUCAGGGUCGGUGUGAAACAUCUGGAUACCCCCUUGGGUCCGUGCAAACUUACGCCAAGACCUUACAACGUAGUCACAGUAACACACGACCUCGCAUUUGCAAUAAAGCCAACUGUCGUUAAGGCAUCUGUUCUAGCUACUUGUUUCAACUAACAAGGAAACCUGGUUUUCAUCCAGGGUUCAUAGAACUAAAGUUACAUAUGUAACUAUUGUUCUGUUUCACCCUCCUGCUUGGGGGAUGGGAAACACGUACCGUAUGCCAACAAUGUCAUGAGGAAUACCGCUCACCUUGCAAAUACACAGAAAGAUGUUCAGAGAUGACCUUGGCACUCACCGCUGAGAGGGGGAAUGUUGAUCUUGAACACUAUGGAGAAGGUGCAUGGAGACAUCCAGGUAGCAGCAGAUGGAUUUAAUUAAACCACACACCUCCAAAUAAAAACCACGAGGAGAUGACGCUCCAUGGCCUUCGGUCUAAAGGCCAUGGUGAUUACAUUCACUACCCAGUAGGCCAGCAUCUGCUUAAACAAGGGGAACCAUUUUGUCUUUCUUCAAUGGCAAAUAUAGAGUUAGUCUGAGGAUCAGAUGUCUAUAGCCAGUCUAAAUAAUACUAGAGUACAAUAUUAUUAUUGUAGUACAGGGUGUGUAGGGUGCAUACCUGGUACAGCAAGGAAUGCCCUACACACCUACUACCUUCACUGAAAGAUACAAGGUUAAUCUGAUUUUCAAUUUUGGGUGCUAUGACCUUUGGUCUUCUGGUCACAAAUGCAUGCAAGAUAAGCUUUUCACAAAAGCAUACAACUCCCAACUUUUUUUGAAAAGAUUGGCAGUUGGCAAUUCAUUCUGAAGGACCAG
Molecule: messenger RNA, 5164 nt
Organism: Ictalurus furcatus (blue catfish)
Lineage: Eukaryota; Metazoa; Chordata; Actinopteri; Siluriformes; Ictaluridae
Gene: tmem161b
Product: transmembrane protein 161B
Exons: 12
Coding region: 217-1653 (478 amino acids)
Source: RefSeq, a predicted model, not a curated record